Molecule: messenger RNA, 987 nt
Organism: Lasiosphaeria miniovina
Lineage: Eukaryota; Fungi; Ascomycota; Sordariomycetes; Sordariales; Lasiosphaeriaceae
Exons: 6
Coding region: 210-764 (184 amino acids)
Cellular component (GO): nucleus
Source: RefSeq, a predicted model, not a curated record
AAGCGACGUUGAGCGGACGAAAAAGCGAUUUGCUUGAGCCGAUUGCCUGAGGUUUCCUUGACUGCAGACAAUGACAUUUCCAGACUUUCACUGUAACUGGCCGAAUUUCUCGUCUGCCACCAACACCAACAAUUCUAACCACCAUAUCGAAUCGCAAAAGUUUGCGCAGCCACACCUGGCGGUAAAUCUGACGUGCGAUUUCUGCGACGAUGGAGCCCGGCGAUGCAGAUCUGGCUGGCCAGAACGACUGGGACGACGCGUCAAUCGUCGACAACUGGGACAGGACUGUGAAUGAGUACAAGAAGUAUCACAGCCUGCACCUCGCGGGGGGCACUGUCGAGGACAUGAUCCAACGCGGUGAAGAAGACCAGAAAAAUUGGGAUGCCAAGCCUGAAACGGCCGGCGCCUGCGAGCCUGUCGAGGGCGACUGGGACGAGGGCGAUGUCGACUCUGAGGUGGCAGCCCAGCUCGAGGCCUCCUCGGCGUCCGUGAGCGUCGAAACACGCACGGAAAUCACCUUAGAUCCCGCCCAGGGCUCGACCGCAGAUGCGCAGAAGCAGGUCGAUGGGCCAAGAUCGGGUCCCGACGGAAGGCAGGCUUCUCAGACAGGCCAAGAUGGGGACGGCAGGCCCGCGGCGUUUGGGCCCGAGACCUUGCUUGGCUCCGUUCAAGGCGAGGGACUCAGGAGACUAUUGAUGUCGUGGUACUACGCAGGCUAUUACACGGGCUUGCACCAAGGCCAACAGCAGGGACUCAAUAGGUAAGAUGCUGUUGUGAAGGAAGCAAAAAUGGAAACACACAAGACUUAUCCUCCAAUGACAAAGAAACCUUGGGAGUGUCUCUGUGUGAGCACAGCAAAACACAACUCAACUAGGGUUCUUUACGAGCUAGCAACAACCCCCGCAGUGGAAACAACUUCAGCGUCGCUUUCGGCGAAUUGGCUGGGUCUGCGGCCAACCUACAGUAGGAAGUGUUUGCACGCUACUC